Molecule: messenger RNA, 1371 nt
Organism: Oikopleura dioica
Lineage: Eukaryota; Metazoa; Chordata; Appendicularia; Copelata; Oikopleuridae
Source: the annotation of a GenBank genome assembly
AUGAAGCUGCUCGUUCCAGUUUUACUUGGAGGUUUUUCGCUAGCCGCGAGCAAGCACAGUCCCAAGCGUUACCAGCGAAAGGAUAUUCGGGACGAUGAAGCUCGCCUUGGCCUUCAAAAGCUGGGAUUCAGUCUUUUGGAAGAAUCAGACGGCAAUGGGCUAGUAUCCCCUCUUUCUCUGGCUGGUGUUCUUCACUUGCUAGCCGCUGGAGGAGUUGGUAAUACAAGAAGCGAAAUCUUGGAAAAGGCCCUUGGACUCGACUACGAAGAGUUCAUUAAAAGUUCAAAUGGCAAGUUCCAAUACAAUUGGGUCGUGGAACCGCAUAACUGCGUGAUGGAAACACUGAUAGAAAAUUCAAAAAGCGGAGAUUACGAGUUUGAAAGUUACACUGGUCUCUUUACGAAUUUGGAACAUGAUGAUGUUAUCAACCCAUGCAAAGAUUGGAACGACGAUUCCCCAUCACAUCAGUGCGUGAUCAAAAAAGACUUUAUCAAGGAGUAUCUUGGCGAAAACAAAAAAAUCGACUUCCAGGGCAGCUACGAUGUUCUCGAAACAGUAAAUGAAGCGGUAAACAAAGCAACGCGAGGCAAUUUCCCAGAGUUUUUGGAUAGCUUACCGCCAAAUACGCUUAUGGUUGCUUUAUCCGCCCUCUACAUUGAAUCUAACUGGUACAACAACAAAAUCCCGGCACAGUUUUCUACAAAAAUGUUCGACGUCGUAAGCAACGGUGAAAUUCGUCGAAAUCGCAACAACUACUGUUUCCACGGGAGCUCAUCGCGCUGCGAAGCUCCCCAAGAAUGGCUCAAAUCGGAGGAGCUUCCCUUCGACGUCUACAAUGACGGCUCCGUUCUCGUCAUCGAUCUCAACCUCAAAUCUGGCAGCGAGCAAGACGAAAUCAUCUUCACGAUCGUCAUGCCCGACGACAUGCGUUCAUUUGACUACAGAUCGAUUUCUCCAACGCUGAAAAAGGCGCAGUCGGUUUGGCAAUCGCAAAGCUUGGAGGAAAAAUGGGCAGUGCUCAACAUUCCCACCUUUGAAAUCAAAAUGAAAGAGGAUAUGAUCGGGCAGUUGAGAAGAAUGGGCGUUCACGCAGCUUUUUCGCCUCAGAACGCAGAUUUCUCCCACUUAUUCACGGAUCACACCGACUCGCCCUUUGUCAAGGUUCUGCAGCAUGCAGCAACGUUUUCUGUCAGCAAAGAUGGAAUAAAAGCUAGUGCAGCUACUGCAGCUGUUUUCGCAACGAGAAGUCUAUCAACUCAAGAUGGCAAGAUGAUCUACGUGAACAAGCCCUUCUACUUUAUGCUCUCGUCGCGUUCUACUGGAAAGGAACGCGCCCCUCUGUUCGUUGGGAAAAUCUCAACCCUCGUUUGA